ACUUUCAUACCAAUGGAAAGUGGAAUGUUAUAUUUUCUUAUUGUUAUCUGGGCAACAUCACCUGGUGGUGAAGUUGGGCUACUUGAAGGCCUUACGGAAGGAGGGCGGACCUCUGCAUUUCGUUCAGAGGCAGCUGCCUGGGUUUUCAUAAAACAAGAUCAAGCGUUGCAAUCAGGAAAAUAUGGCAGGUCGACCUGAUAAAGAGAGAAGAGUAUAUACCACUACCAGCCUUCUAAUUCUGCAAUCACAAGUAGAAAGUGCUGUUACUAUAAAACAAAGGCUUUAUUCAGUUACUGUAAGGUUCAACUGCGGACAAGGGUGAUGUGAUAUGACAUGAAGUGUCUUUCUCUGUCUAGAGUCUGCAGAUGCUUCAGAUACACUUCAAACCAUGGAUUUAUGAGGGCUCUUUCUACACAAGAAGAGGUUCGAAUUUAUACCUUCCCUCCGAAAAGCACAUUCCAGUGCAUCAAAUCAUUCUCGAAGCUGCACCAUGUAUCCAGAUCAAACUAAGCUGAAGGCAGAAGACUUCUUAAUUGUUUCACUCACAGAUAGAACACCUCACCUCUAUCACCAUGGUCGAGCUGCAAAGUAAUCAAAGCUACGUCAGGUAUCCAUAAUCUUCACCAGCCUUGUAAAUUGGUAUUGCUUUUUCGCCCACCAUAGCGCUUCUAUAUGCACACCAGAAAUCACUCUACUUGGUAAAUUUUCCGAAUCAACCACAGAAGACACAUUUUAUAUAGAGAUCACUUCGUUAUAUGCUAUCAGUUGCUUUUUUCUGAAAGACUUGCUCAAUAAUUGUUACUCGUAUGUUUUCAAAAUUAAAAUAAUUGUUAUCUAACGCGAAUGACUAAAAAUAGAGAGAAGACAACACAAAAGAAAAUAUACCAACACCCCAUCGCAUUCUCUGUCAUUUUCUUCGCAAAACAAUGCUCACCCUUCCUUUUCCUUCUCCUUCUCCAUUUCUCUCCUAUCUCGAUCUCUCUCCAUAACAUUCAUUCACUCUUUCUCUCUCCACAUUUCUUCUCUUCUCUCUUGAUUAGUAUCAUAAUAUUCCGUAAGAACAAAUGCUGAUCGAUGCGAUUCGAUUUAUAUAAUUCACUGAUCAUAUAAAAAAGAGACUAGUCAGGUGGCUGCAGGUAGCUGUUCCUCCUUCAUCUACUUGUACUCUGACGCACAACAUGACACAUGACACGGCGGAGACUUCUACCACUGACCACCUUGCAUGGCCUUUUGGCAGUCCCAUUGAUGGCCUUGACCCAGAUGACCUUAGCAUGGCUGCAUACGAAAUCUUCUUCACCUCAUGUCGUUCGUCCCCUGGUUUUGGAGGACGAACCACGCUCUCAUUCCACUCCUCUUCUACUGAUUUUGACAAACCCGGGUCCCCAGUGAAGGGAUCCGGGGUGGGGAUGGCCGUGACAAGCAGGGUAAAAAGGGCUCUGGGCUUGAAAAUGAUGAGGCGGUCUCUAACGUCUAGGAGGACUAAUUCGUGGGGCUCAUAUCCAGAUUCUCCUCGAGCUUCACCCCGGGCACAUGACGGGUCUGGGAGUCCGGUGUUCUCUCAUUCGCUUACUCAGCCUAGACAGAGACGGCCGUUGACAUCUGCAGAGAUCAUGAGGCAACAAAUGAGGGUGACAGAGCACAGUGAUAAUAGGCUUAGAAAAACGCUCAUGAGGACUCUUGUUGGCCAAAUGGGGAGGAGGGCAGAGACCAUAAUCCUUCCGUUAGAGCUACUCCGCCAUCUAAAGCCUGCUGAAUUCAACAAUCCGGUGGAGUACCAUGUAUGGCAAAAGCGUCAACUCAAACUUCUCGAGGCAGGGCUGCUCCUCUACCCUUCAAGUCCAGUUGAAAAAACAAAUGAAUUUGCAAUCCGUCUUCGAGAGACUAUCCAUUCUUGUGAGUCAAAACCAUUAGACACUGGUAAAAACUCUGACCAAAUGAAAACUCUAUGUAAUGAUGUAGUUGCAUUAGCAUGGAGAAGCCCUGAUGGAUCCGCAACUGAUGUGUGCCACUGGGCUGAUGGAUAUCCCUUCAACAUACGCUUAUACACAGCUCUUCUCCACUCCAUUUUUGACUUGAAGGAUAACACAUGUGUGCUUGAUGAGGUGGAUGAGCUUCUUGAACUUAUGAAGAAGACAUGGUCUACAUUGGGGAUCGAUAGGUCCAUUCACAACUUGUGCUUCACUUGGGUGCUCUUUGAACAAUACAUUGAGACCGGCAAAGUGGAGACUGAUCUUCUUGGAGCUUCACUUGCUAUGCUGGCAGAGGUGGCCAAUGAUGCAAAGAGGGUGGAUCGUCAACCAAUAUACGUGAAGAUGUUAGGCCAAGCAUUGAACUCCAUGAAAAAAUGGUGUGAUAAGAGAAUGCUUGACUACCAUGCUAAUAUUGAUAUGGAAGAUACAGGGCUGAUGGAGAGCAUUUUGCCCCUUGUUUCCUCAGCUACCAGGAUCCUGGAAGAAGAUGUCCCAGGCUAUACCGCAACUUCACAGGAGAAUGAUGAUGGUACAUCUUCAGAGUUUAGUGGGAAUAGAGUUGAUAUGUAUAUCAGGUCAUCAUUAAGACAUGCUUUCACAAAGAUGCUUGAUGACGGAAAUGUUAAUGUGGAUGUGGUUGAAGUAGAAGAAGCUGGUGAAACCCUUCUUCAGAUAGCUCAGGCUACAGAGGAAUUAGCAAUACUGGAGAAGGAAAAUUAUAGUCAUGUGCUAAAGAAGUGGCACCCGAUUCCUGCAGGCGUUGCAGCUGUGACACUACACACUUGCUAUGGAACCUUGCUGAAGCAAUACUUAUCCGAUUCAUGCUCACUUACACAUGAGACACUUAAAGUCUUGCAGAGGGCCGGGAAGCUUGAAAAGGCUUUGGUGCAGAUGGUGGUGGAAGACUCUGUGGAGAGUGAAGAUGGCGGCAAAACAAUUGUGAGAGAAAUGGAACCAUAUGAAGUUGAAUCAAUCAUAUUGAAGUCCGUCAAACACUGGGUUCAAGAAAGGUUGAAGGUGGGGAAUGAGCUUCUUCAAAAAUCUAAAGAAACUGAAACAUGGAACCCGAAGUCGAAGAAUGAGCCUUAUGCACAAUCUGCAGCAGAUCUAGUGAAACAUACGAAGAUAGCACUGGAUGAAUUCUUUGAAAUUCCAAUACCUGUGCCUGAGGACUUGGUUAAUGACAUAGCUGAGGGUUUAGAGAAUUUGCUCCAGGAAUACACCAAAUUUGUUUCAUCUUGUGGGUCAAAACAGAGCUAUAUUCCCACUCUGCCUCCUCUGACACGCUGCAACCGGGACUCGAAGUUCUUCAAGUUGUGGAAGAAAGCUGCCCCUUGCACAGCGCCCACAGAUAAUCCAUUCGGCACUGGUUCUACUCUUCCAGGUGAAGAAGGCAAUCCUCGACCUUCAACCAGUCGUGGAACACAACGCCUCUACAUUCGCCUCAACACCUUGCAUUACCUUCUAUCACAGCUCCACAUAUUCGACAAAAUACUUACGUUAUCCCCUAAAAUAGUUCCCUCACCAAAUAACCGCUUCACCAAUCGCAGUCACCAGCUUGGCAAUUCCUACUUUGAUGAAACACGAACCGCUAUUCAGUCUGCCACACAACACGUCUCAGAAGUUGCAGCCUAUCGUCUGAUAUUCCUCGACUCAAACUCUGCUUUUUAUGGGAGCGUAUAUGUUCACGAUGUAGAGAAUGCACGUAUAAAACCAGCUGUGAAGAUCCUCAAGCAAAACCUCACACUCUUAGGCGCAAUAGUAACAGAGAGAAUUCAACCAUUGGCGAUCAAAGAAGUAAUGAAGGCCUCUUUCGAUGUAUUCCUUAUGAUUUUGCUAGCUGGAGGGGGUUCCCGGGCCUUUAAUAGGCAAGAACACCCUAUGAUUGAGGAGGAUUUUGAUAGCCUGAAGAAAGUUUUUUCAACAGUUGGUGAAGGAUUGCUUGCGGAAGAUGUGGUGGAUAAGGAGGCCGAGACAGUGGAAGGUGUAGUCGCGCUGAUGGGACAGUCCACAGAACAGCUUGUCGAAGAUUUUAGUAUCGUUUCAACUGAGACUAAUGGCGCAAGCCCUGCUGGGGCAGGGCAAAAGCUGCCUAUACCACCAACAACCGGAAGAUGGAGUCGGGCGGAUCCGAAUACUAUACUAAGAGUCCUGUGCCAUAGAAAUGAUCAAGCAGCUAACAAUUACUUGAAAAGGACAUUCCAGUUAUCAAAGAGGAGGUAAAGAGUUUAAUAUUUCCAAAUGUACAAACAAGAAUAUAGAAGGCAUCAUUUUUUCAUGUAUAUAACUGGAUUUGAAUAAUUAUGUAGUUUAAAUAAUGUUGCAAUUUUGAAACAAGUGACUCCAACCUCCGUAGACCAUCCUUAUUCCUUAUCAGUUAUCCCUGUGUUCUUCAUGUAAAAUAUUGUUUCCUUAUAAUACAGAACUUAUUGGUUGUAACCAUUGA
Messenger RNA from Daucus carota subsp. sativus, 4416 nucleotides. RefSeq names its product protein unc-13 homolog. The coding region runs from base 1179 to 4193 and encodes 1004 amino acids. The transcript is spliced from 5 exons. The record is from RefSeq and is a predicted model, not a curated record. Lineage: Eukaryota; Viridiplantae; Streptophyta; Magnoliopsida; Apiales; Apiaceae.